AGACAUAAUUAUUGCAUAAACAAAAUUACCCAGAUCGAUCUCUCUCUCUCUCUCUUCUCACACAGGCUUGGAGUGGCUACUAUUCAGAUCACAGAUCCAGAGCUAAGAAGGCCCUAACCCUCUCUCUCUCUCUCUCUCUCUCUCUCUCUCUACUUCCAACAACCACUCUCUCCCUGAAUUCCCAAAAUACCUUCCACUCUUCUCUUCUUCCAGCAUUAUCACUCUCUGCAAUAAGGGUCUCUCCACAUCAGAGGUAAACACACCUAACCCUAAGUUUUUCUCUCUUCCUCAAAUUCAUUCUUUUAAGUCUUUACUCUGCAAACCCAUUUGUCAUUAUCACCUUCAAGAUUGGUCUUUUGGUUAUUUUGCGAAAUUACACUCUGGUUAUUCAUAAAUCUAGUCUGAUCAGUUGUUGAUGUUAGGGUUUUUGAAUUCACAAUGAAAGAAUCGGAUCCAACAACAGACCCAAUUGGGCAAAACCUAAUAAAAGUCAUAAGCAAUGUGUUUUUCUCAGUGUUUGUGUUCUCUGUGCUCGUAUUUACGGUAAUUGCAAUCACAUACCAACCUCCCGAUCCAUGGGAGUCCUCCAGAGCCCUAACUAGGGUUUUCACUGAUGUCGAAAAUGCCACCUUCAAAACCGACACCUCCGUCCUCCAAACCGGUGAGGACGUCGCUGUCUCACCGUCGGCGCUGCCCUCUGCAGAGACGGCCACUAUCACCGAAGCGGUGAUAGAGAAAUCCGAGGAGAAAAUGUCGAAUUUGACUGUGAAAUCGGGUUGUGAGGAUCUGUUUGCCGUGAAUUGCUCCGACCCACGAGUCUUGAUCACGAUUGAGAGGUUUAAUUUGAAGCUUUUCAAGUCAAUUGUGUUUUUGGAGUAUCAAACCCCAGUUAAUGGGUCGAAACCCGAUGAGUGUGAUGUGUCAUGGAGGUUUAGGAACAAGAAGGAGAAAUCUUGGAGGAAAUAUAGGGAUUUCAGGAGGUUUAGGAUUGGAUUUGGUGAAAAUUGUACUUAUAAAGUGGUUGGUGCAAGGGGUUGGCAUUCGGGUAUAAAUGCUCGUCGGCCUAGGAGUAGAGCUAAUGCCACUAAGAAUGGUGGGAAUGCUAAAAUUUCAGCUCGAUUUCGUGAUGAUGAGAUCAAUGACACAAUCCCGGUUUUGGGAUCUGAUGCAGCCUUUAGGAAGGGGAAGUAUUUGUACUAUUCGCGUGGAGGGGAUUAUUGUAAAGGAAUGAAUCAUCACCUUUGGAGCUUCUUGUGUGCUCUUGGUGAGGCUCAGUAUCUGAAUCGAACAUUUGUGAUGGAUCUGAGUAUUUGCUUGGCGGGGACUUAUAAUCCAAGUAAUAAGGAUGAGGAGGGAAAGGAUUUCAGGUAUUAUUAUGAUUUUGAGCAUUUGAAAGAGGUGGCCUCAAUUGUGGAGGAGGGUGAGUUCCUUAGAGAUUGGAGGAAAUGGGAUAAGACCCACAAGAAGAAAAUCCCAGUUCGGAAGGUUGCGAGCCAUAAUGUUACUCCAAUGCAACUUAAGAAAGAUAAGAGCACGAUUAUCUGGAGGCAGUUUGAUGCUCCUGAGCCGGAGAAUUAUUGGUACAGGGUGUGUGAAGGGCAAGCUGCAAAGUACGUCCAAAGGCCGUGGCAAGCUCUGUGGAAAUCAAAGAGAUUGAUGAAUAUAGUUUCUGAGAUUAGCGGAAGUAUGGACUGGGAUUUUGAUGCUGUUCAUGUGGUCCGAGGAGAGAAAGCACAGAAUAAGGAGCUGUGGCCCCAUGUCGAUGCUGAUACAUCCCCAAAUGCCCUUGUUACGAAGCUUCAAGGGACGAUUCAACCUUGGAGGAAUCUGUAUAUUGCCACUAAUGAACCAUUCUAUAAUUACUUUGAUAAAUUGAGGUCUCAUUACAAGGUUCAUUUGCUUGAUGAUUAUAAGGCACUGUGGGGAAAUACAAGUGAGUGGUACAAUGAGACAAUGAUUUUGAAUGGUGGCCGCCCCGUUGAUUUUGAUGGAUACAUGAGAGUUGAAGUGGACACUGAGGUACUUUACAGAGCAAAGACAAGGGUAGAAACAUUCUAUAAUUUGACAAAAGAUUGCAAGGAUGGGAUUAAUACAUGCUAACCAGGUUGGAUACGUUGUUCAUUGCUUUCAUAUAAGUUGUUUUUCAUCUCUUUUUCCCUCUUUUACUUUCUAUAUUGUUUCAGAAUGAGAAUACUGAGUUCAUUUCAGGCUUCAUGUUCAUUUGUUGUACUCAUUGACCAUUUCUGUUGUGAAGCCUGUAUUUGUACUAUAGAUUCAAGUUUUUACAGCCUUUACACCACAUAUGGUGUGUUUGUUGAGUA
Molecule: messenger RNA, 2321 nt
Organism: Cornus florida
Lineage: Eukaryota; Viridiplantae; Streptophyta; Magnoliopsida; Cornales; Cornaceae
Exons: 1
Coding region: 439-2100 (553 amino acids)
Cellular component (GO): Golgi apparatus
Source: RefSeq, a predicted model, not a curated record